GUCUCUUUUUGUGUCCAGCGUCAUCAUGACGGGAGCCUACAACAACUUUUUCCGAAUGUUCGACCGCAACACCAAACGCGACGUGACCCUGGAGGCCUCGAGGGAGAGCAGCAAACCCCGGGCCGUCCUGAAGCCGCGGCGGGUCUGCGCCGCCGGGGGCAAGCGGCGGAAGGACGACAUCAGRGUGGACAGCCUGGACUUCACCAAGAAGAUCCUGCACACGGCCUGGCACCCCACGGAGAACAUCAUCGCCAUCGCCGCCACCAACAACCUGUACAUCUUCCAGGACAAACUCAGCUCCGAGAUGCAUUAACGAACCGGAUGUCAGKGGUGGAUUCAAACGAGUUUACAAGCAAAACACACCCAACUAUGCUAGAAUGUACAAUAUGAGACUCACACACACUCGCCCAACACAUACACACACUCACACACACUACACCUCCUCCUCAACCUCUCACAACUGAAAGGAGUCCAGCUAGGGAUAAAAAUAAGGAACUGGCUGGAUUACACAAUGGAUUAUGGAUUGGAAAGUUGCCUGAAKUGUGGAUUUGUUUUUGUUAGCCAGUGGAUUGUGCUCGAUGGUGUUUUCAUUUCUUCAGCUCAGCGUCUGAGGGCGAUCAGAUCCCCACAGACCGGAAAGACGUUUACACGUUUUUGUCUUUUUUUUUUAAAUUAUCAUUUCUAACUCUUCAAUCUCUUUUGCUUUCUCCACCUCCUCCUUUCUYCUUGUGUGCUCAAGCAGAACCUAUUCUAAUCCCUUUGCCCACUGUUUUGUGUAAAAAGAAAAAACAAACAAAAAAAAUCUGUGGUUGUCUACCAGCAGAACUGAUGAGAAACGGGGCAUUUAUAUAACAGUUUUUUCAAUUCCUAAAAGCUUUUUUUCACUCGAUUUAGUUUUUAUAGCUUCUUUUUACAGGACGUUGAUGAUGGUUGCUACAAUCCCAACAUGAAGCGACUCGUGUAGUGAAGCAGGAAGAACUUAGGACCCUCACCUCAACCCACCAGAUGCCUCCCUGAUUCAGGAAAAAACACCCGACAGAAAGAAGCAGCAGACGUUCACAGAUUAUUACAACACGAGGAGACACAUUCACAAACACUGACUCUUUUCUUUUUUUUUUUUUCUCUCUCUCUGCUGAAACAGGUCCAAAUGUUUCUGUUUGUUGUUUCUGCUUCUGGUCCAGGGCUGUGUUGUGUGCUGCUUCAACACGUUGAUACAUUUAACUCAGAUAAAGCAAAAAUGUUAAUAAUAAUAAUAAUAAUAAUAAUAAAAAAAGUUAAAUACUUUCAGCAAUGAAGCAAAAAAGCUGCUGCAUGUCAAACGGAUUUAUUCUAAGUAUUUAAAGAAUUGACUGACUUGGCUGCCUUUUUUUUUUAAAAUCAUUUAGCUUUAGAAAAGGCCUCAGGGGCCUCCGUGCAGCACGAACAACCGUAGAUGACUGAGCCCCUCUGUGUUUGUGUCGUCAGACACUGAAGCAUGUUUACCAGUGAUCGGUUUGUACACGUCCGUUUUGAAUGAAGCUGUCAACAAAUCGGUUUCUACUCACUGAAACAAACAAAACAAGGAAUGUUUCAGAUAAACGUUAUACUGUCAAAGUAAAAAAAAAAUCAAGGGGCCUCAGUGGUGUCUGUAUAUAUCAGAUCCUUUCCUGACUUGAAUGAGGUUUUGUAUCGUCUGUCAACCAUCUGUGGACCCGAUCGUCUGUACUGAUGAUUGCUUCCAAAGCUACAGCAGUGAUGGUACUUUCAACUCUUUGGCCUUCUUCACCGACGACUUUACAGUUGCGCAGAAGCUUUUAUUUUUAAAAAAAAAGACGGGACUCUUAACGGGUUCUUUUAUUUGGAACGUCUGUCAGUCGUACUCUGUCCUGAUCGAAUAACGUUGAUCCACAUAUUUUUGURUAAAUAUAUGUUGACAUGAUUGUCAGACAGUUAGAUAUAAUGUUAAUAUGCUUUUUUUCUGAAUAAAGGAUUCGACAAAAUUGCAUCCAA
Austrofundulus limnaeus is the source of this 1989-nucleotide messenger RNA. Its product is annotated as serine/threonine-protein phosphatase 2A 55 kDa regulatory subunit B gamma isoform. The coding region runs from base 26 to 313 and encodes 95 amino acids. Gene Ontology annotation, molecular function: protein phosphatase regulator activity. The record is from RefSeq and is a predicted model, not a curated record. The transcript has a single exon. NCBI's taxonomy places the organism in Eukaryota, Metazoa, Chordata, Actinopteri, Cyprinodontiformes, Rivulidae. Gene Ontology annotation, cellular component: protein phosphatase type 2A complex.